Tupaia belangeri chinensis (Chinese tree shrew) is the source of this 1716-nucleotide messenger RNA. RefSeq names its product gap junction protein beta 6 (gene GJB6). Gene Ontology annotation, cellular component: connexin complex. The coding region runs from base 212 to 997 and encodes 261 amino acids. The transcript is spliced from 3 exons. Gene Ontology annotation, molecular function: gap junction channel activity. Gene Ontology annotation, biological process: cell-cell signaling; gap junction-mediated intercellular transport. Lineage: Eukaryota; Metazoa; Chordata; Mammalia; Scandentia; Tupaiidae. The record is from RefSeq and is a predicted model, not a curated record.
GGCUCCCCACUGCCAGCGCCACAGUGAGUAAGACCAGGAAGACACUGGGCGGUCCACCGGCUCCACUGGUUGUUACUUUAAAACUCAUUCUGAUACAGGUGGCAUCAUCGCUGAUAUCCAGAAAGGAAGAUUUCUAUCGCAGUGCUUGCAGGCGAUCAAGGGGUGGAGGAGAAGGAAGUCUGACGCUCCUGAAGAGGAUUAAGCCCGCAAGAUGGACUGGGGGACCCUGCACACAUUCAUCGGGGGAGUGAACAAACACUCCACCAGCAUCGGGAAAGUGUGGAUCACAGUCAUUUUUAUUUUCCGCGUCAUGAUCCUUGUGGUGGCUGCCCAGGAAGUGUGGGGCGAUGAACAAGAAGACUUUGUCUGCAAUACUCUGCAACCAGGAUGCAAAAAUGUAUGCUAUGACCACUUUUUCCCAGUGUCCCACAUCCGACUGUGGGCUCUGCAGCUCAUCUUUGUCUCCACCCCGGCGCUGCUGGUGGCCAUGCAUGUGGCCUACUACAGGCAUGAAACUGCCCGAAAGUUCAGGCGAGGAGAGAAGAGGAAUGAGUUCAAAGACGAAGAGGACAUUAAAAAGCAGAAGGUUCGGAUAGAGGGGUCGCUGUGGUGGACGUACACUAGCAGCAUCUUCUUCCGAAUCCUCUUCGAAGCCUCCUUUAUGUACGUGUUCUACUUCCUUUACAAUGGGUACCACCUGCCCUGGGUGCUGAAAUGUGACAUUGACCCCUGCCCCAAUGUUGUCGACUGUUUUAUUUCUAGACCCACCGAGAAAACCGUGUUUACCAUUUUCAUGAUUUCUGCAUCUGUGAUCUGCAUGCUGCUUAAUGUGGCUGAGUUGUGCUACCUGCUGCUCAGAAUUUGUUUCAGGAGAUCAAAAAGAGCACAGGCACAAAGAAAUCACCCCAACCAUGCCCUCAAAGAGAGUAAGCAAAAUGAAAUGAAUGAGCUGAUUUCAGAUAGCGGUCACAAUGCCAUCACAGGUUUUCCAAGUUAAACAUUUCAAGGUAGGAUAUAGAUGAGUCAUAACAAAACAUUUGUCUUCCCCGGAAGGCAUGCCCACCUGAAAAUCCCCUCUCUAGAUUGAAGAGUUUGUCUUGACAAAUUACUCUUAAGAUAAGUAGACAUUCGAGAUAACUUUUGCAAAACACUUGCACCGUUCAUCUGCAAUGUAAUCAGAUAUAAGGUUCAGCUCUAAAAACAGAAGCCUGGUUGACAACUGAACCUUGAAGUCACUUUAACAUAUUUGUUUCAUGUGGACUGUCUGACACAGUGGGUAUUUCCUGGCAAUUUCUGUCACUGUUGUUGAUAAAGAACAUUUAUCUAGAAAUUGAUACUUUUAUUAGUAAAAGAUAUUUUUAUAGGAUUGAAUGUUUUAGUUCUGACUUUGAAUUUAUACAAAAUAUUUUUUAUAAUGACUGAUAUUCCUUACCUGGAAAAACAGACAAUGUUAGUUUUAGAAUUGAUAAGACAAGUAUCUAAAUUUUGAACUUACAAAGGGUCUGUCUUGUAAAUAUUGUUUUGUAUUAUCUAUUGGCAAAUUUAUGAACUGUCAUGAUACUCUUAAGGUGGAAAGUGUUCAUUGUACAACAUAUUUUUACUGCUUUCUGAAUGUAGAUGAAGCCAUAUGGAAGUGGGAAGCUUUUUAAAGCUAGUUUAUUUGCCAAUCAUUGUGAACUACUGAAAUUUGAAUGUGAUCACCUCAAUAAAGCUCAU